Molecule: messenger RNA, 1695 nt
Organism: Schistosoma margrebowiei
Lineage: Eukaryota; Metazoa; Platyhelminthes; Trematoda; Strigeidida; Schistosomatidae
Source: the annotation of a GenBank genome assembly
GAAGAUUUUGGUCAAGCUGAUGCACUGUCCAGACUUAUCAGGAACCAUUCUACUACUGAUGAGGACACACUCAUAGCCAUAGUAUCAACCGAAGAGGAUUCCGGUGCUACUGUAUUAGCGAAUGCCAUUCGAGCAAUGCCUGUUACCGCUGAAGAUGUUCGGGAAGCUACCAGAGAGGACCCGAUUAUCCAAAAAGCGAUCACCUAUGUUCUGAGUAGAUGGCCAGUUAAGCAGCUGAGUGGUGAUAUGCAACAGCUAGCGAAUCGUCGCAGUGCUCUCUGUAUUGUUAACGAUUGUCUGAUGUUCGGUGAUCGCGUAGUAAUUCCAACAACCCUACGUUCCAAGAUCCUACACCAAUUCCACUCGGGACACCCAGGGAUAAACCGUAUGAAAUCCAUCGCUCGCAGUUAUGCAUAUUGGCCGAAUAUGGACAAGCAGAUUGUCGACUUCGUCAAAAGAUGCUCGCAUUGUCAAAAAGCUGCCAAAAAUCCUCCUAAGUUGCCUCCAGUACCCUGGCCAAACUCGGAAAAACCCUGGUCGCGAGUGCAUAUUGACUUCAUCGGACCUCUAGAUGGUACCACAUAUCUGAUACUGGUUGACUCCUACUCCAAAUGGCCGGAGAUAUUGCCGAUUGCGCCACCCUCUACAACUCGAACUAUCAAACUCCUUAAUCGGAUCUUCGCUCAGCAUGGUCUUCCAGAAACAAUAGUAACAGACAAUGGUUCACAAUUCACAUCUAGCCAAUUCCGAGAAUUUUGCCUGCAAAAUUCGAUCAACCAUGUCCGUUCUCCGCCAUAUCACCCGCAAUCUAAUGGUCAAGCUGAAAGGUUCGUUGAUACAUUUAAGCGAGCCAUGCUUAAAUCACGAGGGGAGGGGACCACAGAAGAUAUCAUAGAACGAUUCCUAGUUGCGUACCGGACGACCCCGCAUGACUUAUUGCCAAACUCCAAAUCCCCUGCUGAGAUGCUUAUGGGGCGAAAGCUACGGACAGUUCAUUGUGCGAUGAAACCUAAGCAAGUGGCGCAACAAAACCCCCAGAUGAAGAAUACUCGAAUUCCCUACGAAGUUGGUACAAAAGUGUAUGCGCGAGACUAUAGACACGGAAGUGAUAGAUGGGUAGAGGGUGAAAUCACAAAGAAACACGGGAACGUCAUGUAUGAUGUCAAAGUGAACCAAGAAAUCUGGACCAGGCACCACAAUCAAGUCAGGCCAAGGGAAGCGAAGGAGAAAGAAGCAAGUACAAAAAGCGUUCCACUCGACCUGCUGUUAGACACGUUUCAACUUCCGCCAAUACCUCCAACAGAGACGACUAAGUCAUCUACUCAAGUAGAACAUCCUUCUGGUUCUGUGUGGUUGCCUCGGAGGUCGGAUCGCAAAAGAAGACACCCAAAGAAACUUCAAGUAAAUCCUCGAUUACGUCGCUAUUAACUUUUCCAAGGGGAGGUGUUGGGAUAUUCAGAAAAAUAUCCCAAAAACAAUUAUCCGGUUAAGUCUAAUGCUACCCUUGAACGUUAAAUGGUGUCAUUUUCCUAUUGGACGUUUCCCUACUAAUCAAUAUUUAUUUCGCGUGUCAUUUCCCCAUUGGUCAAUAUUAUUUCACGUGUUAUCUUUCUGUUGGUCAAUAUUUAUAGUAAUCCUAACUGUAUAAAUAUGCAUUUGUUUGUAAAUCAUUAUUCGGCUCCUGACCCCAUAAAC